CGGGGGCAGGGCCCCUGGGAAUCCGUCUCUCUCCAGGCCCGCGGCCGGCCGGACCAGAAGAUCGUGGUGAGUCCCCAUGGCUUGGCUGGGUGGACAGAGAGUCCCAAAGCAAGACGGGCUGGCCCCUCCAUCAGGUUUGGUGCCAAGGGGGUGGGGAGCCUUCGCCAGGGCCACAGGGGAGCAGGAGAGGAGCUUAAUCGCCCACUUCUCUUCCCACAGCUGGUAGCUGCCCUUUGCACCCAAGCUUUCCCAGAGCCUCUAGGUGCAGCCCGGCAGCUUCCUUAAAGGGCACUUCACCUGCAGAAAAGGCUGCCAACAGCACAAUAUGCGCUUCCUCCAUGCUGAGCCCUAUUCUGUCUCGAUGGUGGUGCUGUGGAGAUGGAAGGUGGAUCCCUCCCACCUCCGCUGCUUCAUUCCCCUUGCCAUCAAGCGUUACCUGCCAGUGGGAUCAAUGGCCACCAUUUGCUUGCUUUCCCAUGUGUAGGUGCAGGGGGUUCAGAAGCCCCUGGCUGAUUCGCCUGAGAGGCGGAGGCACUGAGGCGCUUGAUACCUGCAACCUGCCAGCUGAGUUAUUUCUGAAGGCUCUUCCUUUGAAAGAGCAACAGUCACAUGUCCAAAAAUGCCUGUCUGGCUGGUGACAGACAUGGAGUACCUGGUGCCCUCAAGAAAUAGCUGAGCCACAUGGGACCACGGCCAGCCAUAGCUGUGGAUAAGCUGCUUUGCGCACUCUCUGUACGCAUUUUCUCCUUCUUUGCAGCUUCUCUUCUGGCAGUCUCUUGUUCUCAAUACUCCUUUGUUUGGGGGCACUUGUGGCUGUCACAUUCCCCGAGUUCAGCCAUUUCCCUUGGGCUUGUUCUUGCGCCCCUCUCCAUCUGAGUUCUGCUGCAUCCGACCCACGGCACUCAUGGAGGCAUUGCUGCCAAGGUUUACUACAAGCAGCUUAACAUACAGACGGAGCUCAGACAUAAUUAGGCACGCAGAGAGAGACAGUGUAGUAAAUAAGGCAGCUUAAUACGCCCCCUUUCCUACUGGCAUGACUGCUGCUGCUGCAAACCUCCUUUCCAGACAUCAGCAGGUGCGCUGGUUGCUUGCCACAGGGCUAGCCAGGGCUAUACCUUUCCUGUAUAAGAGGAAAGGGGGGGAAUGCUCAAAAGCAGGGGUGGCUGUGAAGGACACGUUUCUGUCAUUUCAGGUAGAAAAGCUAGCGAGGUUGACAUCAAAUGUAGGAGCGUCACAGACCCAGCAAGUCAGGCCAGCUCACAGGGUGCCAUGGGUCACGCAAGGCAGGGCUUGUCCCCCAUCCCUUGCACCCCCGUGAGUUUGUUCCUUGCCUGGUGGUUAGGCUGAGCCUUCUGAGGGGGAAGCAUCUCAGUUCAAAGGGGGGGGGUCAGGAAGACCCGCACAAGCUCCCAAAUUCUCCCUUUCCUGAGAUAUGGCACUUUUCCAGAGUCUCUCACGCCUCCCUUAGUGAGCUGCCCAUUUUGCUGCUUCAGCCUUAUAUUUAUCCAGGAAAUAUGUCGGUGGGCACAUUUCAUUUACUCCAGCCUUCCCAACCAUUUGUCCUGAGGCUAUUUCUCUCAGAGUUCCUAGAUAAUGGAACUUGCCUGGUCAUCUGCAUUUUCCAGAGCUCUCUGUCAUGGUUGCGCUACUACCUUCUCCACAAUCAUUUCAGGCAAAGCUAUCCAUCAGAUCUCAUCUCUGAGCAAAGGGGCUAAAAAAGUGAUGAGAAAAACACAGUAUAGCCUGUUUAAAAUGUAUUGCAAUCUAAUAUUUUGCAUGAUAAGACUGAAGCUCUUAAUCUCCAACUGUUUUCUUGAGAUAAUUCUGAUAAAGAACUUUGUAAUGUGGCCCUUUAAUAUCCAUAACUUCUUACCAUUCCUUUGAUUUACCUCUCCAAAUUACAGGGUUUUAGCAAGUUUAGAUAAGAAAAGGACAAAAAUAACACUGAAGAAUACCUAUGGAAUCAACAGGAGUGAAGGCUGAGGUUUAUGGAAAUAUGGAAAAGGCAUAACUUUAUCUUUCUAAAAGUUCUUUGAAACUACACACUAAUACUCAAAACUAUCCAAAGUUGAUAGUUCUCACCAGCAUGAACCUGCUACUGUUCACCACUGUAGUCCUGCUCCUUCCUUCCUUCCUUCCUUCCUUCCUUCCUUCCUUCCUUCCUUCCUUCCUUCCUUGCCAUGCUGCUCAUCUCUGCAUUGCACAUUGCCUGUUGCCAAAGACAGGAAGAACAUCAUCAGAGAUCGGGGCUAUUAUGCUGCUGGGCUGUCUAGAAGCAGCAGCCCAAACUCAACAUUAUUCAGGAAUAGAAUAAUGGCCAUAAGGACCACCAUGGGAGAUUCACAGUAGCUAGCUGGGACCUGGCUUUGCACAUCAGCACACAUGAUUCCUGCUUUCAGUCCUUUAGACCAAGACCCCAGAGAGUCAUCCGGCUGGCCUCUGACUGUGCAGCUUCUAUCUCCCCAUCCUCAAGCAUCUUUCUGGCCCUUAUGACUCUCCACUUUUCCUCUUUGGCAGGUGUGGACCAUCUGCUGGCUACCACUGCUGCACUGUAAAGUGAUGGCAUUGAGGACAAUCUGGGCAAGGGCACCCUUCUGUGCUGCUAGCCUUGGACUUCUGGUUCUAGUCUACGCCCUGCCUGCUGAAGGACUAGCCCAAAAGCAUGGCCCCGAUAUCAUUGACGAUGACAGCAAAGACAACAUCACCAUCUUCACACGCAUCCUGGACCGUCUGUUAGAUGGGUAUGACAACCGACUAAGACCUGGUCUUGGAGAUACAGUUACUGAAGUCAAGACAAAUAUUUAUGUGACAAGUUUUGGCCCUGUGUCAGACACGGACAUGGAGUACACCAUUGAUGUGUUCUUCCGGCAAUCCUGGCGAGAUGAGCGGCUGAAAUUUGAUGGCCCAAUGAAGAUUUUGCCCCUGAACAACUUGUUAGCCAGUAAGAUCUGGACCCCAGACACCUUUUUCCACAAUGGAAAGAAAUCGGUGGCCCAUAACAUGACCACACCAAACAAAUUGCUUCGACUGGUGGAUAAUGGCACCCUCCUCUACACCAUGAGAUUGACCAUUCAUGCAGAAUGCCCUAUGCAUUUGGAGGAUUUCCCCAUGGAUGUGCAUGCCUGCCCACUGAAGUUUGGGAGCUAUGCCUACACCAAGACAGAAGUCAUUUACACUUGGACCCUGGGAAAAGUGGAGGUGGCUGAAGGUGGCUCACGCCUCAACCAAUACGACCUCCUUGGCCACAAUGUAGGAAGAGACUCCAUUGAGUCUAGCACAGGGACCUACAUUGUGAUGACCACUUACUUCCAUCUCAAGCGCAAGAUCGGAUACUUUGUGAUCCAGACUUACUUGCCCUGCAUCAUGACAGUCAUUCUGUCCCAGGUCUCCUUCUGGCUCAACAGGGAGAGUGUCCCAGCACGGACCGUGUUUGGCGUCACUACAGUCCUGACCAUGACUACUCUGAGCAUCAGUGCACGCAACUCCCUUCCCAAGGUGGCCUACGCCACAGCUAUGGACUGGUUUAUGGCUGUGUGUUACGCCUUCGUGUUUUCUGCGCUGAUUGAAUUUGCUGCCGUCAAUUAUUUCACCAAGCGCAGCUGGGCCUGGGAGGGCAAGAAGGCGCUGGAAGCUCAGGAGAUGAAGAAAAAAGAGCCAGCCACCUUGGCUAAGAAGACCAACAACACCUACAACAUUGUGGGGACCACAUAUGCCCUCAGUAUCACCAAGGAGCCUCCCCUGCCAACCAUUGCCAAGAGCGCAGCUGCCCCCACAGCCACCCCUGCUGCUGUGGUGGUCCCCCCUGCCAAGGUGCCCCGAUUGGAAGAGAAGCCUCUGGAGAGCAAGAAGACCUACAACAGUGUCAGCAAGGUAGACAAAAUGUCUCGCAUCGUCUUUCCAGUCUUGUUUGCCAUUUUCAACAUGGUGUACUGGGCAACAUAUGUCAACCGGGAGUCAGCCAUCAAGGGUAUGAUCCCCAAGGAUUGAAACUAACUGCGCACCCUCCACAUGUCCAUGCAGUCCCGGACAGAGGAGCCCUGGAGGGGUGCUUUGGUCACCCCACUGAUUCUAUAUUCAUUUUUACCUUUUAUUAUGAUUAAUUUUAUUCAGCUGACUUCCUCUCCUAUGUGAACCAAACUGUGAUUUUUUUAAAAAAGAAAAGAAAAUCAAGAAUGUUCUUGGAUGUAUUUACUGUUGGGGGGGGGUGUCUCUGAGGGACCCACACAGAAAAGUGCAUCUCUAAGGUAGAGUCUGAUGUCCCUCUCCCCCAAUCCUGCCUACUCUCCAUCCUGCCGGAAGCCAGCUUCAUGCCUUGCUCAUCCUGUGGUGACACAUGCCAGGUGCUCUUUAUGCCCAUGGCCUCUGGGGAGUCCAUUCCGGCCAGCUGGAGAGGGGGGCUUUCUCACUGGAGUGGCUGGAGUUUCAGUGAGAAAGAGGUCCCCAACUUGGGGAGCAAAUUAAGUCCACCUUGGAGCGGCCUGGCCAUUCAGAAAGUUUGAUGAGAGACAGAAGGGGGUAACUUUGUCCAGCAGAAAGCCACCCACACAGUCCAGGCAGGUUCUGGGCUCAGCAAUUGUAAGCUCUCACAAAGACUGCUAGGAUGUAGCAGGAACAGCUGGGUCAACACUGAGCAGGUGUUUAUUCCAGAAACUUUGCAGUUUUAUCAUGGCAUACUUUGUAUUCCAUGGGAUAUUUCUUCUGAAUUUUUCACUGGAUCUGUGGUUCAGAAUUAUUUGUUUCUGGUCACAUAGCAGCACUUAUUUAUAAGUUAUCUGUUGUUAUCUAAAUUGGAUUUUGAAAUUUUGUAAAUAUUGUGUGAGCAUAAUUGCCUGUUGCUGCAUUUCUCUGUUCCUUCAGGUUUUCAUUCUUUUUUUAAUUCCUCCAUUAAGCCACGUGCAUGGACAAAUGUGCACAUUAAAAUACAGUGCACAAUGGUUUCUUGAGAAUGUAUUUGUGCAAAUGAAUGAACAUGUGCAUUUCUAUUUUAUUUCAUCAUCAAUAUACACAUGUGAUAAAUGUGCAUUUACAGUCUUUUGAAAUAUUGCAAUAGACAUCUUUGUGCACAAAAAGCACUUGGAUUUAUUUAAAGCAUCUCCUCCUGUGAAAAUGAGCAGAUAGUUUGCAGGCCCGAAUUGCUCCCCUUUGAGGACAAGGGAAAGAAGCUGAUCCAUCUUUUCAGUUUAAAAGAUAAGGAGGGCAAGCACCUUUUCAUCUUCUGGCCCUCUAGCCAACAGGGAAGUCAGGAGAGACCUAGCUUUGACUUGGAUGAGAUCAAGCAGAGAUGGGAGAAACUUGACGCACACUCCGUGGUAUGGGCCUCCUCUGGAUCCUGCAGUGCCAGCCUCUUUGUAGAUGCAUACAGUUUUGAAAGGAGCUCAUGUCCAUUCCGGAUUAGACGGUUGUAUGCUGCUAGAGGGAGGGGUGCUGCUCAGUAUCUGUGGAGCUGCGCCCACCCUGGCAGCAGGACAUGGGGGUGCAAUUGCACGCUCUUGCACAUCACUGCGUAGCCAGUUCAAAGAGUUCGAGGACUAUUUCAGGGGUAGGGCUAGGGCUGUGGAUGCCCGUAUGACUGGGCUGCUUGUGAAGAAAGAAGGUGAAUGAAUGAGCAUGAACUGCACUUAACAGUUGUUGCAAAUUUUAAAACAUUCUGUGUGAAGUUGGUCAAGACUGAGCGGAAUGCAGGAUGAAACCAAGUUGCAAAGAAUAACCAAGAGGGAAUGAUGGCGUUUCAGAUGCACCUGGAAAAUAAUCAUUAACAUGAACAAGUAGAAGGGAGGCUAAAUAAGAGGCUUGAAAAUAUGACGCUUUCCCAGUCUUUUGGCCGGAAGAGGAAUUCCGCUAUUUCAUGGCGGGGAGCCGACCUGUUGCGUCUCACCCUCUGGUAUUAAGACAGGAUGCAGCAUUUCUGUAUUUAUUACAGAAUGUUUUUCUUGAGAGGGCUUGGGGCUUUAUUUUUAAGUUUUGAGAUUAUCAGCAUAAAAUAUACAAUUCUUGGUAAAAUUGUCCUUCUUUGUUGCCCUUUUUUGCCGCAAUGGUAUGAGCUUAAAUUGUUCCAUUGGAUUCUUUUGUGUGCAAGGAUUGAAGCUUUUGCCACUUGAACCCUGAGCCAAAAGCCCGUUCUUAAAUACAUAGUUGCUUAAAAGGCAGUCAGCCGCCUUAGUUACACAUCCAGCGCUUGCCGUCCUGAAGUCUUGCCCUUCGGUCCUUCCUGCCAGGCCCCCUAAAGCCGUUCCAAGGGGGCCACAAGAAGCCCCUGGAGCUCAGCGGAGGAAUCCGCUUGGCCUGUGAACCCUUUGCCCUGCCCCGGCAGCAGAGGUCUGCGGCCAGGAGCCAUCCCGAGCGGGACCAGCCCCAGCGGGCUGCCUUCUCGCGGCCUGGCCGGUUUGUUAGGUAGCGUGCCUGGCAUCGACCCUCUUGUCAGCUCCGGGAGGCUUACAGAGUUACAAUAAAAGCGAUCACUGAAGCAUGCUUAAACGUAAGAAAUACAAAACAUCAAAAGGCCUGGCAAAUAAGAUCUUGGCUCCACCCACCCCAAAGUGUAAUAAGAAGCCCCCUUUCAGAAGAAGUGGGAUCAGCAUGGACUCCAAAGGGAAGUUUGGUGGCUCCACUGGCAGUCCCAAGAGUGAGGCAGACCGCAGCGGAGCAGGCAGUUCUGCAAGCAGCUGGCCUAAUUAUGCUGCUUUAGCCCUGGGGACACGGCAGAAUUUUGAGAAGCACCAUGCCCACUGAUUGCCAAUUUCUAGACCAUCUUUAAGGGCUGGCCAUGUUGCAAUAGCUGGAGAAUGAGAACACCAGUGACUUGUUUAUCAGUGGGCGCAAAUGAAAACCUUCCUCCCGUCCGAUGUUAUGUGGCAACACCAAACCCAGGAAGAAACGCAGGCUGCAAACCUGCAACAGCAGCACCUUCUUCUCGUUCUGUGGAAUGGCAACCACGUGCACUCCUGCAUAGGAUAAACACAAAUGAUCAGAGCUGCAGCUUUGCUCCUAGGGUAGAAACCAACAACAACUGUUGCUGGUUUGUUGUAGGUACAACAACUGUUGCAUCUAGUCACAUCUUCUGUAACAGCCGGUACAUAGGGCAAAAAACAAGUCUAGUGUGAGGCAGCCAAGACAAAACUGUAGAAGGCUUUAAGAUGGUCCUUUCCUCAUUUAUUUAAAAGUCCCCAUGAUAGUGAAGGAGGCAGGGCAAAGGCUGAGCAAAGAAAAGACAUUCCGAACCAGUCAUGGGAAAAAAUAGGUAUCUUACAAUAUGUGAAAAAAAGUUUGCCAAAGCUUAGACCAAUGGCUUGUAGCUCAGCAGCAUCUCAGUCCUGGGAGCACAUCCAUAUGUGAAGCUGACUUCCCCGUCUCCUCUUCCUCCCCUGUACCUCCUCCCCUUGUAUCUCUUGCAGGACCUUCACUGGCUGCACACAUGCAAGUAUAGGGACUGAAGCUGGUGAGGUGGGAAUCAGAAAUUCUCAGACCAGAUGGAAUCAGCUUGUGAACAUUAAAAAAAACAAAAUCCUAGCUCUCAAAGCCAGGAAAAGAACAGUCAGAUCCAUUAACUCAGAGACAGAGGGGAAAGGCCUAAGAUUUAAAUCCUGUGGCUGACACACGUGUAUAUUCAUUUGUGCAUGUGUGCACCCACACAACUUGAUUCCUAUGUUCUGCGGGAGACCUGAGUAUAAUUUAUCUUUUGUCUGCAAUGAAGCCACAUUAGUUGCACUGAGUACCUAAAGUCUGACAGCUCUCAUAAAUGGGAUUGUAGCCCUGCUUUCCUUAGAAAUGUGCAGCCAUAUUCCACCAUUAUCAGUUCCUUGCCAGAAAGCACCUCUCGAUCAUAUACAGUCCUCUGGACUGAAUUAGAAUUCGGGGCUGGAGCCAAAGUGGUCAGCAAAGAAUUAGAAGGUUUUUGUAUCACUUUGCUGCCAUCUUGUGAUUGUCCAGAGCUCUGCAGUCAAGAUUGGUCCCUACUUCGAAAUCAGCCAUGCUGGCUAAUUCAGGAGAGGCUUUCUGCCACCUCACCUCUACGUGUGGUGUGGGGAAUUUGGGCACCUGCACAAAUAGAAAUGUUAAUUCUUUAUCUAUGGAGGAAAAAAAUCCCUCAAAGCAAUGAAGUGGGGUGGGAUAACUAGUCACAGUUUCACUCUUGAGCUCCUAAGAAGUACAUUUCCUAGAAUUAUUUCCCAAAUGUUACUGAGAUUAAGAUUCACUGGCUUUUACAACUUUAAACAUUUCACUUUCAGUUGUAUUUCUUCGGUUCAUUCAUAUUUGUUGUUGGGUUUGAUUGUUAUCUGUUGGAUCUGCUGUUAACCACUACAGCCUGGAUUUGCUAGGUGCAAAUAAAUGUUGCCUGAGAGAUUAAUCUUUUUUAUCAACUUCAAGGCAAUUAUGCAAAAUAUCCCAAACUCAGUACACAUGCAACAUCUUUACCUUUUUGUAAAACCCCGGCAUUGGGUUGUAAAUGUAAUUGUGAAUGUUUAGAAAAAAUUAAACAGGGAUUGGUAGUCCAAAUCUCUUUCUGGGCAGCCUUUUUGUAUGUAACUCCUGUG
This is a messenger RNA of Python bivittatus (Burmese python), 8531 nucleotides long. The record is from RefSeq and is a predicted model, not a curated record. NCBI's taxonomy places the organism in Eukaryota, Metazoa, Chordata, Lepidosauria, Squamata, Pythonidae.